GCGGAGGGGCGUCCGGUUACAUCUCCGCCCUUCCUCAGCCUCCUGGCCGCGGAGCCGCUGGGUUUGCGGGACAGCAGUUCGGGAACAUGUUGGCCUCGAGCAGCCGGAGCUGGGCUGCGUGGACGCGGGCGCUGCUGCUGCAGCUGCUGCUGGCAGGGCCCGGGGGCUGCCUGAGCCGCCAGGAGCUCUUUCCCUUUGGCCCCGGACAGGGGGACCUGGAGCUGGAGGCCGGCGACGACCGCGUCUCCCCCGCCCUGGAGCUGAGCAGGGGGCUUCGCUUCUACGACAAAUCCAACAUCGGCUCCGUCUACGUCACCACAAAUGGCAUCAUCGCCAUGAGUCAGCCCCCAGCUGAGGAAUCCCAUCCUGGAGUCUUCCCACCGACCUUUGGGGCUGUCGCCCCUUUCCUGGCUGACUUGGACACCUCAGAUGGCCUUGGGAAGAUUUAUUAUCGAGAGGACUUGUCCCCUUCUGUCACUCAGCUGGCAGCAGUGUGUGUCCAGAGAGGAUUCCCAGAAGUCUCUUUCCAGCCCAGUAGUGUGGUGGUUGUCACUUGGGAAUCUGUGGCCCCCUACCAAGGACCCAGCAGGAACCCUGCCCAGGAAGGCAAGAGAAACACAUUCCAGGCUGUUCUGGCCUCCUCCGAUUCCAGCUCCUAUGCCAUUUUCCUCUAUCCAGAAGAUGGUCUGCAGUUCUAUACGGCAUACUCAAAGAAGGAUGAGAACCAAGUUCCCGCUGUGGUUGCAUUCAGCCAAGGUUUAGUGGGACUCAUAUGGAAGAGCGAUGGUGCUUAUAAUAUAUUUGCAAAUGACAGAGAAUCAAUUGAAAACUUGGCCAAGAGCAGCAAUUCAGGGCAGCAGGGCGUCUGGGUGUUUGAGAUUGGGAGUCCAGCCACAGCCAGUGGUGUGGUACCUGCUGACGUGAACCAUGGAUUCGAUGAUGGAGCAGAGUAUGAAGAGGAGGAUGAAGAUUAUGACCCAGUGAUGAGGCUGGGCCCGGAGGACGUGGCCACUACACUCUUCCCCUAUGAGACUCUGGGAAGGAGAGACACUGACUCAUACCAUGUGCCCAGUGUACUCUCCCCCCGCCGCGUAGCAACUGAGAGCCCCCCUGAACUUCCCACGGCGAGGACCAGGUCUUUCAAAUUGCCGGUGGAGAGGUUUCCCCAGCAGCGCCCACAGGUGAUAGAUGUGGAUGAAGUUGAGGAGACAGGAGUUGUUUUCAGCUACAACACUGAUUCCCGGCAGACGUGUGCCACCAACAGACAUCAGUGCUCCGUGCACGCAGAGUGCAGGGACUACACGACUGGGUUUUGUUGCAGCUGUGUUGCUGGUUAUACUGGGAAUGGCAGGCAGUGUGUUGCCGAAGGGUCCCCUCAGCGAGUUAACGGCAAAGUGAAGGGAAGGAUCUUUGUGGGGAACAGCCAGACCCCAAUUGUCUUUGAGAACACCGACCUCCACUCUUACGUCGUGAUGAACCACGGCCGUUCCUACACGGCCAUCAGCACCAUUCCUGAGACCCUUGGGUAUUCCCUGCUUCCUCUGGCCCCCGUGGGAGGCAUCAUUGGAUGGAUGUUUGCUGUGGAGCAGGACAAAUACAAGAAUGGGUUCAGCAUCACUGGCGGCGAGUUCACCCGGCGGGCUGAGGUAACCUUCGUGGGGCACCCGGGCAAGCUGGUCGUCAAGCAGCAGUUCAGCGGCAUCGAUGAGCAUGGGCACCUGACCAUCGACACGGAGCUGGAGGGCCGCGUGCCGCAAAUCGCGUUCGGCUCCUCCGUACACAUUGAGCCCUACACGGAGCUCUACCAUUAUUCCCCUUCUGUGAUCACGUCCUCCUCCACCCAGGAGUACACUGUGACGGAGCCUGAGCGGGACGGGACUGCCCCCUCACACACCUACAUCUACCAGUGGCGGCAGACCAUCACCUUCCAACAAUGCACCCACGAUGAUGCCCGGCCCGCCCUGCCCAGCACCCAGCAACUCUCAGUGGACAGCGUGUUUGUCCUGUACAACCAGGACGAGAAGAUCUUGCGAUACGCUCUGAGCAACUCCAUCGGUCCUGUGAGGGACGAUUCCCCUGACGCCCUUCAGAACCCCUGCUACGUUGGCACUCAUGGCUGUGACACCAACGCGGCGUGCCGGCCCGGCCCCGCCACACAGUUCUCCUGCGAGUGCUCCAUCGGCUUCCGAGGAGAUGGGCGGACCUGCCAAGAUAUCGAUGAAUGUUCUGAGCAGCCCUCGGUGUGUGGGAGCCAUGCCAUCUGCAAUAAUCACCCCGGAACCUUCCGCUGUGAGUGUAUGGAGGGCUAUCGGUUUUCCGACGAGGGAACGUGUGUGGCUGUUGUAGACCAGCGCCCCAUCAACUACUGUACAAGUAGCCUCCACGACUGUGACAUACCCCAGCGGGCCCAGUGCAUCUACACUGGAGGCUCCUCCUACAGCUGCUCCUGUUUGCCAGGCUUCUCCGGGGAUGGCCGGGCCUGUCAAGAUGUGGAUGAGUGCCAGCCGAGCAGAUGUCACCCUGACGCUUUCUGUUACAACACUCCAGGCUCCUUCACAUGCCAGUGCAAGCCUGGUUACCAGGGAGAUGGCUUCCGUUGCGUGCCUGGGGAAGCAGAGAAAACCAGAUGCCAGCAGGAGCGUGAGCACAUUCUCGGGGCGGCAGGCGUGGACGUGCAGCAGCCCAGGCCCUCAGGGUUCUUUGUCCCCGAGUGUGACGAGCAUGGGUACUAUGCGCCCACUCAGUGCCACGGCAGCACCGGCCACUGCUGGUGCGUGGACAGGGAUGGCCGUGAGAUCGAAGGUACCAGGACCAGGCCUGGAGCGCAGCCCCCAUGUCUCAGUACAGUGGCGCCCCCGACUCACCACGGACCCGCAGUUCCUACCACCGUGAUUCCCCUGCCGCCCGGGACCCACUUACUCUUUGCCCAGACUGGGAAGAUAGAGCACCUCCCCCUGGAGGGAAAUACUAUGAAGAAAACCGAAGCCAAGGCGCUACUUCAUGCCCCGGAUAAAGUUAUCAUUGGACUUGCCUUCGACUGUGUGGACAAGAUGGUUUACUGGACUGACAUCAGUGGACCUUCUAUUGGGAGAGCCAGUCUGCAUGGUGGAGAGCCAACCACUAUCAUUCGACAAGAUCUUGGAAGCCCGGAAGGCAUUGCCCUUGACCAUCUUGGCCGCAACGUCUUCUGGACAGAUUCUCACCUGGAUCGAAUCGAAGUUGCAAAGCUGGAUGGCAGCCAGCGCCGGGUACUUUUAGAGACCGAUUUGGUGAACCCCAGAGGCAUCGUAACGGAUUCCGUGAGAGGAAACCUUUAUUGGACAGAUUGGAACAGAGAUAACCCCAAAAUUGAAACUGCCUACAUGGAUGGCACAAACCGAAGGGUCCUCGUGAAGGAUGACCUGGGUUUGCCCAACGGGCUGACCUUUGAUGCGUUCUUAUCUCAACUCUGCUGGGUAGAUGCAGGCACGAAGCGGGUGGAAUGUAUAAGCCCCGGUCAGCCCAGCAAACGCAGGGUUCUUGAAGGGCUGCAGUAUCCUUUCGCCGUGACAAGCUAUGGGAAGAAUCUGUACUACACAGACUGGGAGACGAAUUCCGUGAUUGCUGUUGAUCUUGCUAUUUCCAAAGAGACAGAUGACUUCCACCCCCACAAACAGACACGGCUGUACGGCAUCACCACCGCCCUUUCUCAGUGUCCACAAGGCCGUAACUACUGCUCGGUGAACAACGGUGGCUGCACCCAUCUCUGCUUGGCCACCCCAGGGAGCAGGACCUGCCGUUGCCCUGACAACACCCUAGGAGUUGACUGUAUUGAGCGGAAAUGAAGACAGGAGCACUCGUUCCCUCUCCAGGCAUUUUACAGCAACACCCUACUUGAAAAGAUCCAGACUGAAAACUGUCCUCUGGCAGAGUGGCCACCAGGCCCAGGUCUAGCCCAGCCUGAGCCCUGACAACUUUACACUCACCAUGCCCCAAAACAUACACCCUGGGUUUCUGUACUGGGAAAGCCUCUACCCCUCCAUCAGGACAGAAAACCUUCCUGGCCUCA
This is a messenger RNA of Trichechus manatus latirostris (Florida manatee), 4048 nucleotides long. RefSeq names its product nidogen 1 (gene NID1). The record is from RefSeq and is a predicted model, not a curated record. Gene Ontology annotation, biological process: cell-matrix adhesion. Lineage: Eukaryota; Metazoa; Chordata; Mammalia; Sirenia; Trichechidae. Gene Ontology annotation, molecular function: calcium ion binding. The coding region runs from base 87 to 3824 and encodes 1245 amino acids. The transcript has 20 exons.